Messenger RNA from Symbiodinium necroappetens, 3174 nucleotides. The record is from the annotation of a GenBank genome assembly. Lineage: Eukaryota; Dinophyceae; Suessiales; Symbiodiniaceae.
AUGAGUACGCUUCUUUUCAGUCAUCCCGCCUGCGAGCAGCACGAUCCCGGGCCUCUUCAUCCGGAAAAUCCGGGCCGUCUCAAGGCCAUCAUGAAGACUCUCGACAGUCCCGAGUUUUCCGGUCUGCUGCGCCGCGAAGCCCCGCGCGCCGAGCAUGGACAGAUUGCGCGGGUCCAUCCUGACAGCUUCGUGCACGAGGUUCUGGCCGCCAUACCGGACCAUGGCGACCGCAUGCUGGAUGCCGAUACCAUCGUCUCGCCGGGCUCGGGCGAAGCCGCAUUGCGGGCCGCCGGCGCGGUGGUCGCGGCGGUUGACGCGGUGAUGGCGGGCGAAGCCGACAACGCCUUCUGCGCGGUCCGCCCGCCGGGCCACCAUGCCGAGCCGCGCCAGGCCAUGGGCUUCUGCCUGUUCAAUAAUGUCGCGGUCGGCGCCCUGCAUGCCCGCGAGGUGCACCGCUGCCACCGCGUCGCCGUGGUCGAUUUCGAUGUCCACCAUGGCAACGGAACCCAGGCCAUGUUCUGGGACGAUCCGGACCUGUUCUACGCCUCGACGCAUCAGUUUCCGUUCUAUCCCGGAACCGGACGCGCGCAAGAGCGCGGCGUUGCAAACAACAUCAUCAACGUGCCGCUGCCGCCGCCGGCCGGAUCGGCGGAGUUCCGGCAGGCGAUGCGCGACUGUGUGAUUCCGGCCAUGACGCGCUUCGAGCCGGAGUUCGUGUUCAUCUCGGCCGGAUUCGAUGCCCAUGCCGACGACCCCCUGGCCAGCCUGAACUUCGUCGAGGAGGACUAUGCCUGGGCGACGCAGCAGUUGAUGGAGCUGGCCCGCAGCGCCUGUGGGGGGCGAUUGGUCUCGGUUCUGGAGGGGGGCUACGAUCAUGCGGCUCUGGCCAGCUGUGCCGCAGCCCAUGUUCCCAACGACAUCCAGGCGAUGAGCUUCGAGGAGGCGCUCGACGCCCUGAAGCAGAUCGUGGCCAAGCUGGAGCAGGGACAGGGCGCCCUUGACUCCGCGAUCGAGGAUUACGAGCGCGGCGCGGCCCUGAAGCGCCAUUGCGAUCAGAAACUGCGCGAGGCGCAGGCCAAGAUCGAGAAAAUCAGCCUUUCGGCCGACGGCACGGCCGAUGCCUUGGCCAGCCAGGGAGAAACGAUUUCGGCCCUGCUCGACCGGAUGCUCCCGAAGACCGACGGACCGCGCGGGCGCGUUGUCGAGGCGAUGCGCUAUGCCGCCCUGUCGGGCGGAAAACGCCUGAGGCCGUUCCUGGUGCGCGAAUCGGCCCGCCUCUUCGAUGUCCCCGAGCAGCAGGCGCUCAGGGUCGGGGCCGCCAUCGAGAUGGUGCACUGCUACAGCCUGAUCCACGACGAUCUGCCGGCGAUGGACGACAGCGACCUGCGGCGCGGCCGCCCGACGGUUCACAUCGCCUUCGACGAGGCAACCGCGAUCCUGGCCGGCGACGGGCUGCUGACGGAGGCUUUCGCGGUUCUGUCCGGGCCCGAGACCCAUGACCUUGCGGCGGUGCGGGUUGAAUUGUUGCGGCAACUGGCCGCCGCGGCCGGGGCGGCGGGCAUGGUGGGCGGCCAGAUGAUCGAUAUGUCGCCGGAGCGCGCUGAGCUUGACCUGGCCGGAAUCUCCCACCUGCAAAGCCUGAAGACCGGGGCGCUGAUCCUGUUUUCCUGCGAGGCCGGCCCGAUCCUGGCACAGGCGCCCGAGCCUCAGCGGCAGGCGCUGAAGGACUAUGCCCGCGAUCUCGGCCUCGCCUUUCAGAUCGCCGACGACAUCCUGGACGCCGAAAGCACGCCGGAAGCGCUCGGCAAGCCGACGGGCCAGGACGCAAGUCUCGGAAAAGCCACAUUCGUCGGCCAGCUUGGCAUCUCAGGCCCCGGUAAGACCCGGACGCUUCCGCGAUCGGGGCUCCAAAGCCGUGGCAAGGGGUUCGCAGGAAGAGGAGUGGCAGAAGCCUUGGCAGAGAUCGGUCAUAAUCGGCGCCCGACGCCGCUGCUCGACAGCGUUUCCGACCCCUCGGAUCUGCGCAAACUCGACGAAGGACAGCUGCGUGACUUCGCCGACGAACUGCGUGCGGAGAUGAUCGAGGCGGUCUCCGUGACCGGCGGCCAUCUGGGCGCCGGCCUUGGUGUCGUCGAACUGACGACGGCCCUGCACCAUGUCUUCAACACGCCCGAUGACCGGCUGAUCUGGGAUGUCUCCCACCAGUGCUAUCCGCAUAAGAUCCUGACCGGCCGGCGUGACCGUAUCCGCAGCCUGCGCCAGGGCGGCGGGCUCUCCGGCUUCACCAGCCGCAAGGAGAGCCCUUACGACCCCUUCGGUGCGGCGCACAGCUCGACCUCGAUUUCCGCCGGCCUGGGCUUCUCCGUUGCGCGCGACUUCCGCGGCGAUGACAACGCGGUCAUUGCGGUGAUCGGCGAUGGCGCGAUGAGUGCCGGCAUGGCUUACGAGGCGAUGAACAACGCCGGAGCCAUGAACAGCCGUCUGAUUGUCAUCCUCAACGACAACGACAUGUCCAUCGCGCCGCCCGUGGGGGCGAUGAGCGCCUACCUCUCGCAGCUGAUUUCCUCCAAGCCGUUCCAGUCCGUGCGCAGCCUCGGGCGGGUUGUGGCCAAGCGCUUCCCGCGCCCCAUCGAGAUGGCGGCGCGCCGCGCCGAGGAAUAUGCCCGCGGCCUGCUGACCGGCGGCACGCUGUUCGAGGCGCUGGGGAUCGAGAUGCCGGAGCGGGGGAGCGCAGUGGAAAUCGGCAAGGGCCGCAUCCUGCGUGAAGGCAGCAAGGUUGCCAUCCUGUCGCUGGGCACGCGCCUUGCCGAUGCCCUGGCCGCUGCCGACGAUCUCGCCGCCCGCGGCCUGUCGACGACGGUGGCCGAUGCCCGCUUCGCCAAGCCGCUGGACGAGGACCUUGUACGGCGUCUUGCCGGCGAGCACGAAGUUCUGAUCACGGUCGAGGAGGGCGCAAUCGGCGGGUUUGCCACCCAGGUGAUGCAGUUCCUCGCGCGCCAGGGACUGUUCGACAAGGGGCUGCGCUUCCGCCCGGUCACCCUGCCGGACUUCUUCAUCGAUCACGACAAGCCGGAGCGUCAGCUGGCGCUGGCCGGGGUCGACCGCGAAGGCAUCCUCGCCGCGGCGCUGCAGGCCUUGGGCCAGCAGGAGGUCGAGUCACCGGCCCGCGCCUGA